AUGGUCCGGAGCUGUCUGGGUCUGCGUCUGCAUCCGAGUGUCAUGGCGGCGACGAACCAGAUGCGGCGGCUCGGCCUGAACAUGAUCGCAAUCCGAAUAUCACACAGCACGAUGGGCUCGCGGGGAGCUCCAAAUGGCCUGAGAGGAUUGUAUUCGAAAGAGGGAUCGCCGGCACCGGGGUAUUUAUGCGUCGCCCACGGCCCACACACACACGCCGGCGCCGCUCUCGGCGGCUCUCGUGCGGCUCUCGUGCGGCUCUCGGCGGGUCUCGUCUCGCCAACAGCGGGCUCCGCCACACCGAUCACGGCGUGGCUUGGCCACUCCAAUCGCGGCGUGGCUUGGCCUCCGAUCCGGGUCCAGCCGGGUCCAGCCGCACUCGAGCCGGAGAUCACGUCCAUAAAGCAGGCCCUCGAGGCCACCGGUGCUGGAAACCAAGACCCUCCAACCGAGGACGAUGCACUCGAUCCUGGCACAAGCAGAAGUCCGGCCGAACGGGAGCGCAAGUGCUCAUCGACCUCACGACCUGGAAUAUGAAUCCUUUGUUCCUGUUUGUGAUCGAGCCGCUGGGCUUGCAGAUCGGCUCGCCCGCCCCAAUCGUCGCACACUCAAGUCGAACAGCGCCCACGCCUUCAUCAAGGUUUCCAAAAUCGUUUCAACCGUCGGAACUUUGUAGUACAAAAAUGA
Polychytrium aggregatum is the source of this 684-nucleotide messenger RNA. The record is from the annotation of a RefSeq genome assembly. NCBI's taxonomy places the organism in Eukaryota, Fungi, Chytridiomycota, Chytridiomycetes, Polychytriales.